Molecule: messenger RNA, 4709 nt
Organism: Sphaeramia orbicularis (orbiculate cardinalfish)
Lineage: Eukaryota; Metazoa; Chordata; Actinopteri; Kurtiformes; Apogonidae
Gene: g3bp2a
Product: G3BP stress granule assembly factor 2a
Exons: 13
Coding region: 223-1761 (512 amino acids)
Cellular component (GO): cytosol; ribonucleoprotein complex
Molecular function (GO): mRNA binding
Source: RefSeq, a predicted model, not a curated record
AGGGGUAAAACAAUAAGUCGGAUCUAUCACUUUAAAUCUUCAAUCUCUGGUACGGCAGAGAUCAUAAACUGUUAGUAGUGCGUGGGAAAUAUCACCAGACAUACCUGGGAUACACUGUGUUUCAGAACAGUUUAUAGCCGGUUACACGUUGUUACUUAUUAUAAACCAUUCUGUCUACGAAGAUAGGUCCUUCAUAAGCACUUAAUAUUGUUUACCAAAGAAAUGGUGAUGGAGAAGCCAAGUCCCCUGCUUGUAGGGCGGGAGUUUGUGAGGCAGUAUUACACACUUUUAAACAAGGCACCAGAUUUCCUGCACAGGUUUUAUGGGAGGAAUUCCUCCUAUGUUCAUGGGGGACUUGACCCAAGUGGAAAGCUGGCAGAGGCUGUGUAUGGGCAAGCGGAAAUCCACAAGAAGGUGAUGUCACUGCAGUUUAGUGAGUGCCACACAAAGAUCAGGCAUGUGGAUGCCCACGCUACACUAAGCGAUGGAGUGGUGGUGCAAGUCCUUGGAGAACUGUCCAACAACGGUCAACCCAUGAGGAAGUUUAUGCAAACAUUUGUGCUUGCUCCAGAGGGUUCGGUGGCAAACAAGUUUUACGUCCACAAUGACAUCUUCCGUUAUGAGGAUGAGGUUUUUGGAGACUCUGAAGCUGAGCUUGAUGAGGAAUCAGAGGAGGAGGUUGAAGAGGAGCCAGAGGAGAGGCAGCCAUCUCCAGAGCCACUUCAGGAAAGCCCGAACAGCACCACCUAUUACGAACCUCACCCUGUCACUAAUGGAGUAGAGGAGCCCAUGGAAGAGCCAGCUCCAGAACCAGAGCCGGAGCCUGAGCCAGAGCCAAAAGUAGAGGAGAUAAAGGCUGAAGUAGAUGAGAAGGUUCUGGAAGAGAUGGAGGAGAAAGCCCCAUCACCAGUUCCUGUGGAGUCUCCACCAAACACCCAGGAGCCUCCCAAAACUUUUUCCUGGGCUUCAGUGACCAGUAAAAACCUGCCUCCCACUGGCACAGUCACCUCCUCUGGAAUCUCACCCCAUGUUGUUAAAGCUCCAAGCUCACAGCCCAGAGUUGAAACCAAACCGGAGUCACAGGCUGCACCCCUCCGACCUAGAGACCAGCGCAACACGCGUGAUAGACCAGCCUUCGCUGCUCGGGGUCCCAGAUCUGAUGGUGUUGCCUCUUCAGAAUCUCAAACAGGAAAACCACACUUGAGUUUUGUGAACAAAGGUGGCAGAGGAGAUACGGAAUCUGCUGAUAUGGACAGUAGGCGGAUUGUCCGGUAUCCAGACAGUCACCAGCUUUUUGUUGGCAACCUCCCACAUGACAUUGAUGAGAGUGAACUCAAAGAGUUCUUCAUGACAUAUGGAAAUGUUGUAGAACUGCGGAUCAACACCAAGGGCGUGGGCGGGAAGCUGCCCAAUUUUGGAUUUGUGGUCUUUGAUGACUCUGACCCCGUGCAAAGAAUCUUGGGGGCCAAGGUAGAAGGGCCCAUCAUGUUUCGAGGGGAGGUGCGUCUGAAUGUGGAGGAGAAGAAAACAAGGGCGGUGCGUGAACGAGAGACCCGCGGUGGAGGAGAUGAACGUCGGGACAUGAGACGCAACGACCGUGGCCCUGGAGGUUCGCGAGGCAUUGUGGGAAGUGGAAUGAUGCGAGAACGCGAUGGAAGAGGACCUCCACCCCGAGGUGGCAUGGCCCCCAAGCCUGGCAUGGGUUCUGGAAGAGGCUCCGGCGGUCAGGGAGAUGGUCGCUUCACUACCCAGCGCCGUUAAGAAGAGCACCACCUGCAGUGUGGAAGUUGUACCGUGUUCUUCAUCUUCAAGCGUUCUCGUUAACGAAAAGAAAUCUUCAUGUAUAAACGUAUAUAUUUGGGUUUUUUUGUUUUAUUUUGUAUUUGUUUCGUUUUUUGUCCCCUCUUUGCUUUGGAAUGUGACACAGCCUGUCAACCAUUUGUUUGUGAAAUAGACAAAACAAAAUAAGCAAACAAAAAAUUUCGCUUAUUAGUUGUGAGCUGAGCAUCCUUUUCGGGUACCUCAAGAAUUCACAGACUUUAAUUUGUAAAUUUGUGAAAAAGGCAAACCAACCAGGAGUAAUCUGCCACAUUAGGAGGGACUGAUAAGACUUCAACAACGAUAAUACAGCCCAUCAUUUGGAAAAGAGAUUAUAUGCCUUGACCUAACUGGGGCGCUGCUUCACGAAAUCCACAUGAAAUUGCACAUUUUAUAUGGUAGUUUUCUGCCCGUUACUGUUGGAAAAGAGUGAGAUGCAAAAUUUGUGCAGUUCCAGGGGAAAAGCUUGCCUUUUACUUUUUUCCUUUUGAGAGACCACUGCUUCAAAAUUGCAUAAUGCACUCAUCAAUAUGCACUAAUGGGUACUUUUUGUCGUGUUACGUUGACAUCCAUGCUCGGAAUGCAGCUGGAGAGACGCGUUUGUCUCAAAGCGAUACGACUUACUGGGGCAGGCCUCAUUCACAGCCUGUCUGCUGUGACCAAUGUACUUUUCACACUUCUGACCCAAAACUACGCUUCAAUUACUGCUGGAUGGACAAGAUAACAAGCAAAUCUACAUUAUAUUUUUCCUCAUUUAUAAAUAAUUACAAAAAAGCUCAAAUCCUGGACUUUCACCAAAUGUGUGGGGGGACAAAGGAUAAACAAAGUUGAACAAUAGAAGAGUGGUGGUUAUGAUGGCGGAUCGCUCUGUUUUCUUUUGAUUCUGAGUUUUUUCUUCAUGUUUAUCCCAACCAGCUUGACCGCAAACCUGGGAUGGAUGACCGCUCCCUCCCUCUUCCCUCCCUCCCCAUCUUAAAAUGUGGAGUAACAGAAUAAAUGUACAGCAAAAACCAUAGUUUACUAUAUGCUUUGUUUUUCUGUGUAUAUUUUUCAUUUCUGUUGACUUGAUAAAAGCAUGAUGGUGCCUUCUAUUUCACCUUUUCGAGUCUUACUAAAGCGCUGCGGCUCGAGGCUCGCUGCCUCCUAAUAUAGAGCAGCUCAUUUUGAACUAUUAUCUACUGGGAGCAGAUUUAAAACUAUCAGUAUUCACAUCUUUGAAGUUGUUUUCAGGUGCAUAUUUCAUUAUUUUCCAUACUGUUUUACUACCUAAGAUAAAUCUGCUGUGAGAUUUUGUACAUUUGUUUUGUGUGUCUGUUCUGGGUUUUGUAGAGACAAUAGGUGCCUCGAGUUCUGUUUGUUGAUAAAUGGUUACGAGGUUCAUCUGAAGAACUACUCCCAAAAAAGGUACAUUAAAAGAUGGUGAUAUUAAAAUGCUUGGUCCAUGGUUUAACAAGUCACAGCUUCACACAACAAUGCUUACAGUGAAAGGUUUUUGGAAAGAGGUAUUGUUUCAGCCUGAACAUAGUUUUCUCAGAUCGUGGCAGCACUUCGAUUUAAUCCCAGGACACAAGUUGUCAGACUGUUUAAUGUUUUUUUCUCGGCAACAAUUUUGUAAUGAUCUGUGUGGGAGGGCUGGCCAUUGUUCCAGCUCACAGACUAGCAAAUAAUUGUGCUCACUUUUCUAGUUGUUUAUGCGUUUGUAUUUUCAUAUGCUGAUUGUUCACUGUGCUGUUAUGUUCAUUUAUAUUUCCACUUGAGGCAAUUCUAAUCCGAUUGCUCCUUCUUGUCCACUUACUUUUUUUUUUUUUUUUUUUUUUUUUAAACCACUUGGUAGGGAGGGAAGACCUCGGUUUCAGCUGGAACGGAAAACAUGAGAUGUUCUUUUGUUGUCUUGCACUGAAAUGGGACAUGAGAUUGAUGUAGCAUUUUUGGACAAAUAUUAAUAUGAGGUCUUCCUUGUCUGGUGGUAUUGCACUAUUUCCAACAUUACUGGGACAAUCUGUAAGUUUGAAUACAGCCUCCAAAUUUCUCAUCUGGCAAUGGAAAAAAAAAAAAAAAGAUUAGUGCUUGUUUUGUUUUCAGCAUGAGGUAAUGAUUGCUCGCUCUCACAGUUGGAAAAAAAAUUAAAUGUACAGACAUGACAUAUUUAGUAUCAUUUUUCCCCAGUAGCGCUCAGCUCUGUCUUGUAAUUGAGAUAAGAUAUUUUCAGAUAGUAGAAAUAAUUUUGAAAAGAGACUAUUAAUAUGUUGCAAUCAUACUUUGACCUUGUACUACAGAAAGCUUUUUUUGGUCAUUGUGUAACAGAAGGCACUCAUGGGUGCCUAGAUCCCAAAUGUUUAUAUGUCAGGUAACUGGUUAAUAUGGGUACUUGACUGCAGUCAUACUUUUAUAGUGACGAUUAGACAACAGUGUGGUGAAGAAGAGCCAUCAUGCUUUCAGACUAAUCUGUGCAUUACAUUUAAUGGUGGUAAAAAUGUUCAAGCAUAUGAAUUUAUGGUUGGAUAGAGUUUUUUUUUUUUUUUUUGUUCCACUUAAAAAUGACCCACCCAUUUCCAAACUAAAAAAAGAAAAAUAGUAAUAAAAUGAAAAACAGCUGUAAAUUUAUUUUCCUGUGGUUGAAAAUGCAGUAGAGUGGGUCCUCAUUGUGAAUCAUUCCAGUCCUAUUGAAUGAAAAGAAGUACCUUCUUGGCUUUUGCAGGUGCGGUAAACAGUUGGCAGCCAUUUUAAUUUACUGUAUUUACCCUUAACUUGUCGCUAGUACAAAACUGUUGCAGGUGGAGAAUCUUUGCUUUGGUUUUUCAGUUUUUAUUUUACUUUUGUUUUUUCUUUCCUUUCCAUUUUGAAUGUGUUGGACUUAACAUACAAUAAACUACUGAUAUCAGCACCACUCA